Molecule: messenger RNA, 9125 nt
Organism: Paramuricea clavata
Lineage: Eukaryota; Metazoa; Cnidaria; Anthozoa; Malacalcyonacea; Plexauridae
Source: the annotation of a GenBank genome assembly
AAAUGUAAUGUCACCAAAAAGAGGGAAGUUGUAAGUAUUACUCACUGUAUUUCAAAGCUUGGGUGAAUUUGACAAAGGCUUAAUUGCUUUAUUGUAAUUAUCAGUAAUUAACUAAUCAUGCCACGUCAGAAAUUACCAAUUGCUCUAUAAGUCAUAAUCAUAGAGUUGCUAAGUCCAGAUUAUCUAGGGAAUGUCGACAAAUAGGUUUCGCACAGAGGUGCCAAGUUCAGAUUAUUUAGGGAGCGUAAACAAAUAGGUUUUACACCAUUGAACUUGUUAACAAGCUUGCUACAAACCUAUUGCAAACACACCUUGUUGACAACAAUGUCACAACUUGUUAACAAGCUUAAUUGUUACAAGCCUGUUGAGGAGUCAUCUUGUUGACAAGUUGUUGGAACAGCAUUGUCACAACUUGUUAACAAGCUUGAUACAAGCCUGUUGGGGAGACAUACUUUUGAGAAAAGUCUUGUUGACAAGUUGUUGGAACAGCAUUGUCACAACUUGUUAACAAGCUUGUUGUUGACAAGUUGUUGGAACAGCAUUGUCACAACUUGUUAACAAGCUUGCUACAAGCCUGUUGCAAAAAGUCUUGUUGACAAGUUGUUGGAACAGCAUUGUCACAACUUGUUAACAAGCUUGCUACAUGCCUGUUGAGGAGACAUCUUGUUGGCAAAUUGUUGGAACAUCAUUGUCACAACUUGUUAACAAGCUUGCUACAAACCUGUUGCGAAAAGUCUUGUUGACAAGUUGUUGGAACAGCAUUGUCACAACUUGUUAACAAGCUUCCUACAAACAUAUUACAAACACGUCUUGGUGACAAGUUCUUGGAACAGCAUUGUCACAACUUGUUAACAAGCUUGCUACAAGCCUGUUGCGGAGUCAUGUCGUUGACAAAUUGUUGGAACAGUAUUUUCUCAACUUGUUAACAAGCUUGCUACGAGCCUGUUGAGGAGACAUCUUUUUGACAAGUUGUUGGAACAGCAUUGUCACAACUUGUUAACAAGCUUGGUACAAACCUGUUGUGAAAAGUCUUGUUGACAAGUUGUUGGAACAGCAUUGUCACAACUUGUUAACAAGCUUGCUACAAGCCUAUUGCAAACACAUCUUGUCCAGAAGUUAUUGGAACAGCAUUGUCACAACUUGUUAAAAAGCUUGCUACGAGUCUGUUGAGGAGACAUCUUGUUAACAAGCUUGCUACAUACAAACCUAUUGCAAAUACAUCUUGUUGACAAGUUGUUGGAACAACAAUGUCAAAACUUGUUAACAAGAUUCCUACAUGUAAAGCUGUUGAGAACAAAUCUUGUUGACAAGUUGUUGGAACAGCAUUGUCACAACUUGUUAACAAGCUUGAUACAAGCCUGUUGAGGAGACAUACAUUGUUGACAAUUUGUUGGAACAGCAUUAUCACAACUUGUCAACAAGCUUGCUACAAACCUGUUUGCGAAAAGUCUUGUUGACAAGUUGUUGGAGCAGCAUAUUGUCACAACUUGUUAACAAGAUUGCUACAAGUCUGUUGAGGAGACAUCUUGUUAACAAUCUUGCUAUAUACAAACCUAUUGCAAACACAUCUUGUUGACAAGUUGUUGGAACAACAAUGUCAAAACUUAUUAACAAGAUUCCUACAUGUAAACCUGUUGAGAACAAAUCUUGUUGACAAGGCGUAAAAAAAAAAUAUCUGUUGUUCCGGUUCCCGACCGACCCUACUUUUUUCUGCCGACCCUAUUAUUUUUUCAACGCGAUUAACAGUGCGACCCUAUUUUCUCCGGGUGGUUGCGGGCUGCUGCCAAAAUGGCGUCUGUUUUCACACUAAUUAUUGAAAAAACCAUGAAAAAAAAUAUUUAAAAAAAAAAUUCCGACCUACCGACCCUAAUUUUUUCGCGACAUGAAACCGGAACCACAGGUUUUUUUUUUUACGCCCAAGUUGUUGGAACAGUAUUGUCACAACUUGUUAACAAGCUUGAUACAAGCCUGUUGGGGAGACAUACAUUGUUGACAAUUUGUUGGAACAGCAUUGUUACAACUUGUCAACAAGCUUGUUACAAACCUGUUGCGAAAAGUUGCUACAAGCCUGUUGAGGAGUCAUAUUGUUGACAGGUUGUUGGAACAGCAUUUUCUUAACUUGUUAACAAGAUUGCUACAAGUCUGUUUCGGAGUCAUCUUGUUGACAAGUUGUUGGAACAGCAUUUUCUCACUUGUUAACAAGCUUGCUACAAGCCUGUUGAGAAGUCAUCUUGUUGACAGGUUGUUGGAACAGCAUUUUCUCACUUGUUAACAAGCUUGCUACAAGCCUGUUGAGAGGAGUCAUAUUGUUGACAGGUUGUUGGAACAGCAUUGUCACAACUUAUUAACAAGCUUGCUACAAGCCUGUUGAAGUCUGUUUCGGAGUCAUCUUGUUGACAAGUUGUUGGAACAGCAUUUUCUCACUUGUUAACAAGCUUGCUACAAGCCUGUUGAGGAGACAUCUUGUUGACAAGUUGUUGGAACAGCAUUUUCUGAACUUAUUAACAAGAUUGCUACAAGUCUGUUUCGGAGUCAUCUUGUUGACAGGUUGUUGGAACAGCAUUUUCUCACUUGUUAACAAGCUUGCUACAAGCCUGUUGAGGAGUCAUAUUGUUGACAGGUUGUUGGAACAGCAUUUUCUUAACUUGUUAACAAGAUUGCUACAAGUCUGUUUCGGAGUCAUCUUGUUGACAAGUUGUUGGAACAGCAUUUUCUCAACUUGUUAACAAGCUUGCUACAAGCCUGUUGAGGAGACAUCUUGUUGACAAGUUGUUGGAACAGCAUUUUCUGAACUUGUUAACAAGAUUGCUACAAGUCUGUUUCGGAGUCAUCUUGUUGACAAGUUGUUGGAACAGCAUUUUCUCAACUUAUUAACAAGCUUGCUGCAGGCCUGUUGAAGAGUCAUCUUGUUGACAAGUUGUUGGAACAGCAUUUUCUGAACUUGUUAACAAGCUUGCUACAAGCCUGUUGAGGAGACAUCUUGUUGGCAAGUUGUUGGAUCAGCAUUGUCACAACUUGUCAGCAAGCUUGCUGCAAGCCUGUUGCAAAACGUGUUGUUGACAAGUUGUUGGAACAGCAUUGUCACAACUUGUUAACAAGCUUGAUACAAGCCUGUUAGGCAUACAUUGUUGACAAGUUGUUGGAACAGCAUUGUCACAACUUGUUAACAAGCUUGCUACAAACCUGUUGAGGAGACAUCUUGUUGACAAGUUGUUGGAACAGCAUUGUCACAACUUGUUAACAAGCUUGCUACAAGCCUGUUGAGGAGACAUCUUGUUGGCACGUUGUUGUAACAGCAUUGUCACAACUUGUCAGCAAGCUUGCUACAAGCCUGUUGCGAAAAGUCUUGUUGACAUGUUGUUGGAGCAGCAUUGUCACAACUUGUUAACAAGAUUGCUACAAGUCUGUUGAGGAGUCAUUUGUUGACACGUUGUUGGAACAGCAUUUUUUCAACUUGUUAACAAGCUGCUACAAGCCUGUUGAGGAGUCACCUUGUUGACAAGUUGUCGGAACAGCAUUCUCUCAACUUAUUAACAAGCUUGCUACAAGCCUGUUGAGGAGUCAUCUUGUUGACAAGUUGGAACAGCAUUUUCUCAACUUAUUAAUUUCUCAACUUAUUAACAAGCUUGCUACAAGCCUGUUGAGAAGUCAUCUUGUUGACAAGUUGUUGGAACAGCAUUUUCUGAACUUGUUAACAAGCUUGCUACAAGCCUGUUGAGGAGUCAUCUUGUUGACAAGUUGUUGGAACAGCAUUUUCUCAACUUAUUAACAAGCUUGCUACAAGCCUGUUGAGAAGUCAUCUUGUUGACAAGUUGUUGGAACAGCAUUUUCUGAACUUGUUAACAAGCUUGCUACAAGCCUGUUGAGGAGACAUCUUGUUGACAAGUUGGAUCAGCAUUGUCACAACUUGUCAGCAAGCUUGCUACAAGCCUGUUGCAAAACGUCUUGUUGACAAGUUGUUGGAGCAGCAUUGUCACAACUUGUCAACAAGAUUGCUACAAGUCUGUUUCGGAGUCAUCUUGUUGACAAGUUGUUGGAACAGCAUUUUCUCAACUUGUUAACAGGCUUGCUACAAGCCUGUUGAGGAGUCAUCUUGUUGACAAGUUGUUGGAACAGCAUUUUCUGAACUUGUUAACAGGCUUGCUACAAGCCUGUUAAGGAGUCAUCUUGUUGACAAGUUGUUGGAACAGCAUUUUCUCAACUUGUUAACAGGCUUGCUACAAGCCUGUUGAGGAGUCAUCUUGUUGACAAGUUGUUGGAACAGCAUUUUCUGAACUUGUUAACAGGCUUGCUACAAGCCUGUUAAGGAGUCAUCUUGUUGACAAGUUGUUGGAACAGCAUUUUCUCAACUUGUUAACAGGCUUGCUACAAGCCUGUUGAGGAGUCAUCUUGUUGACAAGUUGUUGGAACAGCAUUUUCUGAACUUGUUAACAGGCUUGCUACAAGCCUGUUAAGGAGUCAUCUUGUUGACAAGUUGUUGGAACAGCAUUUUCUCAACUUGUUAACAGGCUUGCUACAAGCCUGUUGAGGAGUCAUCUUGUUGACAAGUUGUUGGAACAGCAUUUUCUGAACUUGUUAACAGGCUUGCUACAAGCCUGUUAAGGAGUCAUCUUGUUGACAAGUUGUUGGAACAGCAUUUUCUCAACUUGUUAACAGGCUUGCUAGAAGCCUGUUGAGGAGUCAUCUUGUUGACAAGUUGUUGGAACAGCAUUUUCUGAACUUGUUAACAAGCUUGCUACAAGCCUGUUGAGGAGUCAUCUUGUUGACAAGUUGUUGGAACAGCAUUUUCUGAACUUGUUAACAGGCUUGCUACAAGCCUGUUGAGGAGUCAUCUUGUUGACAAGUUGUUGGAACAGCAUUUUCUCAACUUGUUAACAUGCUUGCUACAAGCCUGUUGAGGAGACAUCUUGUUGACAAGUUGUUGGAUCAGUAUUGUCGCAACUAAUUAUAGUCUGAUGGGUUAACCAGACAAAUGGACAGAUGGUCUGAUUAACCCAAUGAAUGCGAGUGCUCUGCCCUUGUCGAGUAAAAUCGUCUGUACUUAAAUAAUAAAGUUAUAUAAAGGCACAUUGGAGCACAAGGCAACUUAACGGGUUAAGAUAGUAACCUUACAGUACAUGUAUAUGUUACAGGAUUAUUAUGUUGCAAACAUCAACAGUGGAAUACAACACAUUAAAUCUUCAUGUGAAAAGGUUAGAGAACGAUGUUGUUCACGAUUACCUGAAUGUACUACAUGUGUAAAAAUCUCACAUCUUGUGGCAAGUCUGCCAACAAGCUGUCAACAAGUUGUGUUCGCACUGCUUGUCCCAAGUUGUCAACAAGUUUAGAACAAGCUGUUAACAAUUUGUAACAACCUUGUUGAUAGUAUCAGGCUUGAUACAAGGUUGUUCGAACAAGUCCGAUACAGUCAUGAUAUAACAAUAUUAUUGCAACCUUGUGUCGUCAACCUUGUAACAUUCUUGUUCAUCAUGACUGUAUCAGACUUGUUGGAACAACCUUGUAACAAGUUUGAAAAUGCCAUCAACCUUGUUACAAGUUGUUAACAGCUUGUUCCAAACUUGUUACAACAACUGGGAACAAGCGGUGCGAAGACAACUUGUUGACAGCUUAUGUACAGACUUGUAAGAACUUGGUUGCAGACUUGUAAGAACUUGUGCGUUUUUAUGUGUGUAGUAGAAGAUCUGUAUCUGGUGUGAAGCCAGACUGGAAUUGGUGCUCAUCAUCUACCACAUUUCUGCCAAACAAUUGAAUCAAGAAUGAUGUUGAGCUAUUUCGGUAUUGCACGAAUCUGUGGCGGAACAUGUACCAAUUCCAGUCGUGGUGUGGGGUAACAUAUUGGAUUGUCUUGUCCAAUUUUAUAAGUUUAAAUUGCUUAUUUCAGCAGUUCUAUUUCUUCUUAAUAAAUAGCUACCAUUAAGAAAGAUUCCAAAAGCUGAUAUACAGAGGUGUAUUGAGAAGAUUAAUUCAUACUUUGAAGGUAAUUAAUGGUUAAUGAUAAUUCAUUUGUUGUUAAAUAUAAACUGUAGUCCAACAUACUGAUAAAUCUUGGUUUAUUUUAAUUACCGGUUAUUUUCUGCAAUGGUUUCUUUUGAUGUCUUGAGUUUGGCAAAAAUCUGGUUUAAGAUUUAGUGACUUUCAAGAGUAGAAAAAAUAUACUGGAAACGUCAAGAUUAUCACUAUUUUUUGGAUAUCGAUAUUCGCUUUUUUAAUACUGUAACAGCCUAAAUCAUUGGGUACAGUACAUUGCAGGCAUUAAAUUAUAUAUACAGCACUAGUAGUAAUGCCAAUAGCAAUGCAGUUACACAUAUGUUUUGCAUAUUUAUACGGUAGCUUUAAAUAUUUAUACCGUACCGUACUGUAUCUAUAGGAAAUCCAGUUGAUGCCAAGACGUCAGUUUUAACAGAGACUUGCCUUGAAAAUGAAAUCAACAACAUGACUUGCAAUCUUGCUUUAAGAAAACAUUUGCACCAACAGGUAAGUUUCUCCUGUAUUUCCCCCAAGACAGUUUUGGUGCAUUAUUAACCCACUGAGCUGCAAUGCGCCCCACUUGUCUAACGCCAGACGAUUUUACUCGUCAAUGGGGAAGCUCUGCAGCUUAAUGGGUUAACAAAAAAAUCUGAAAUGUCUCUAGUUAACCCAUUGAGCUGCAAUGUGCCCCAGUGCGCCCUACUUAUUUUUUUACAUGUGAUUUGUCUAAAGCCAGACGAUUUUGCUCAUCAUUGAAGCAGCUCUGCAGCUUAUGUUAGCCUGUCGAUUUUGAACAUUUAACGUCUUAUAAAGACUUGUAUUUUCGAUUCUGUUUCAGUCAUCGUUAAUUGGAAAUUUAAGAAAAGCCGAACUCUUAACUUCAAAUGCUAUUUUUGUUGAAUUUGGAGCGGGAAGAGGUAAGUCUGCCACAAGUAUAGUUGUGUAAAAAUGAUAUUUUUCAUAAAUUAAACCUUUCCUGUUCAAGCACUUGUUCACAUGUCAACCAUCCUCUGAUGAUAGAUAUUAUAAUUACACAUGUAGGUAUGUUAUCUCAUUGGAUACAGAAAUCUAUGCAAGAUGAGACCAACGUGGAUUUUCUCCUUGUGGACAGAGCAAGUACUAGAUACAAAGUAGGUACCAUUACAGUAUACAUUACACAGCAACAGACCUCACCGAAUGCCUAUGUUUGACCAUCGUCUGGUACACAUUAUAAAGUUAAUGCUUACUAUAUAGUUACAUUACAGUUGUUCCUCCCUAAUGCAGACCUCAAAAAUACAGAGUUAUGUGUCUGUAACAGGCCCAGAGUGGUGUCCGUAUGUGGAGGUCCCAUUGUGUAAAUGGAAAACUCUCUUGGUUUAGGCAGAUUCCUACCAUCGAGGAGCUGAUCAAGGACCAAGUUUUCAUCGGGUUCAGAUUGAUAUUGAACAUUUAAAUUUAGGUACAGUAAGUGAAUGUAAUCUUUUUCAUGUGGGUAUAUAUGUGCCUUAAUCAUGUGGCACACCGCUUUUGGGAAUCAUCUGGAUGUUGAAAAGAUUAGAUGAAGAGGUGUAUUUCGUCUACAAGAAGGUUAAACCUUAUGUUUAUAUCUCUUGUUAGAUAAGGUGCCGCUUAUAUCGAACAGUCAACAACAAAUAACUGGAGUGAGCAAACAUUUAUGUGGGGCCGCUACAGGUGAGUACAACAAUCUAUGAAUUGAAACCUCACGAAGGUGAACCUGAACUAAGCAAAUAAAGGAACAAGUUUAAUCAACUACAGUAAAUUGACUCAACACCAAGUUGGAUUUUGAGGGUUUAUACAAGCUAUAAUUUCAAGGCUUUGUAGUAUUCGUGAAGUUGCUAGGUUCCUACAAUGGUUAUAAUGUGUGCUAUCUUUAUAGAUCUCGCGUUAAGAUGUCUACUUAAUUCAUUCGACUUCAGAGAAUGUUUUGACGCAGAGGAAACAAGGUACAGUACAGUGUACUCUCUUAAUAUAAAAUAUUGAAAUAUCAAGUUAUACAGAAAUAUCAAGUCAAAAAGUUUGGAACAAGCUGUAAACAACUUGUAACAAGCUUGAUGGCAUUAUCAGCCUUGUUACAAGACUGUGCUAACAAGUGUGUUACAGCCAUGAUGUAACAAGGAUGUUACAAGGUUGUCAACACAAGGUUGUAACAAUCUUGUUAUAACAAGCAUGUCACAUUAAACAGCUUGUUUGCAGACUUGUUACAACUUGUGCGUUUUUACACAUGCGUAAAAACGUACAAGUUGUAACAAGUCUGCAAACAAGCUGUGACAAGUCUGUUCACAAGCUGUCAACAAGUUGUGUUCGCAUUGCUUGUUCCCAGUUUGUUGUAACAAGUUUGAAACAAACUGUUAACAACUUGUAACAAGCUUGAUGGCAUUAUCAGCCUUGUUACAAGACUGUGCUAACAAGUGUGUUACAGCCAUGAUGUAACAAGGAUGUUACAAGGUUGUCAACACAAGGUUGUAACAAUCUUGUUAUAACAAGCAUGUCACGGACUUGUCAGAACAACCUUGCAACAAGUCUGAUAAUGUCGACAAGGUUGUUACAAGUUAUCAACAAGUUGUUCCAAACCUGUUGACAACUUGUGACAAGCAGUGCGAAUACAUCUUGUUGACGGCUUGUUGGCAGACUUGUUACAAGAUGUGUGUACAAGAAAAAAAACACGAUGUAGUCAUGCAUUGCAUAGAAAUUAGUUCAAACCGGAAUUGCUCUUCACAUUGUAAGUAACCCAUGCGUUUUUUUCUAAAUGUUUCACGCGCCCUAUUUUUUAGAUCAACUAAAAGAGUCAAACUGGACCACACUCGUGUUAGAGGUCUCCUGUUCGCCUUGUGUUGCCACCACUGUUGUUCUUGGGGCAGCUAUGUCGGUAGAGAAUUUCUGGAAAACCUCGGCUUUUCACCGUAUUAUUUCCACAUAUUGUGCUGCUUGAGUAGUUGGGCUACCUGCGGUAGUCGUAAAGAUUCAGCACCAGGAAAACUUGAAGCAGAUGUCUCGUCUGAAAUAUCUGCUGGCUCUUCUAGCCAACACCGGGCAAGUGAAACAGCGAGUGAGGAAGACUGGGGAACGAAUGAAGAGCACGAAGAAAAUACCGAUUGUUCAUCGGACAUAAAAGAUGGUCAAGAACAUAGCACUGUAGUUGACGAAGGAAGCUGUAUAAA